GCCUGCAUCAGUCUACGUCGCGUCCCUUGCAAAAGGGUACGCUCGUCUUCACGUCUUCGUUGAUUUAUCUCUCCCCUCUCCGAGUGCACACGUUACACAGCUAUAAACGCAUCGUUAAAUAUAUACCAUAUUUCGAUUGUAAUAUCGAACAAGGAACAAGGAAGUCCUUGAAGAAGGACGACAUUUUCGGACAACCUUAUGGUGUCCGUAUAAAGAAUCUCACGGAACCUAGGAACGGAUUUGACGCCUUUUCGAUUUUCCUCUGCUCAGUUUUAACUUUUACAUCCCGUAUACAUUUUCCUUCUCGACUAUAUAACGUGCGUGCUAUUGAAUAUUCUUAGUGUUACUAAAGUCUCCGUGUGUGCAUUGUGUUGCGAGCAAUUCGCUUCUUUACCUACAGCGCUUUUUAUCGCGUUCAUAAAUCUCGAUACGGGGAACUACAGAGAACGCGCGACUCGGUACUUUUCGGCACGCGGCCGAAUACCUCCGAUCAUCAAGUCUCGAGACUUCCCUUAGUAAUACAAUAGCGAAGAAGGAAAACGUGCGAAAAGAUUUCAAACGUUUCUGGCCUGUGAAAUGGACUCCUGGUGACGCUUGAUUCCGUUUUAGUGGUAAAUCUACGGUGGACAUAACCUAUAUGUGCCCUGAGAACAGGAAGUUUUCUCUGGCAGGAGUGGGCGGUGCGAAGAGGGAGACGCCGGUCGAGCCUUAAAUAUCGAUUUUGGCAUGGAAGAGGUGCGAUAGUCCGUCCGUUUCAGCGUGUCUCUUACCUUUGUGCAUCUCCACGUUGACAAGUUUUGACAGUUGAGUGCGGGUCUAUUACAUCAAGUGGCAUCGCAUGCAUCGAAACAAAAACAAUAUGGUAGUGCGAUAUUUUCUGGCAGAAAAUUAAAUUUCAUUUGUGGGCAAUUGUUACUUGAAUAAUGGAAUCACACGAGUGAAUUUAUUUUUGUCAUACUAUUUUUGAAAAGUGUCGAAUGAAAAAUGUUGUUUUCCGAUCAUCACGUGUACAGACAUUUUGUCUAUAAAACACGUCUCAGGCAGGAAUAUUCGGUGACUAUCGAUCGAUCAUACCAUUAAAUGUUGGUCAAGAAAUAUCUUAUUCCUUUUAUUACCGUACCAAUGGAAAUUACGUCGUUCUUCAAAUUUUUACAAUUUUCAAGAAUUUGAUCUACGUUCCCCCUAGCCUUGAAGAAUUUCCAUUUUCAAGCAUGAUUUAUGGCGCGGUUCGCGUUAAAUACCUUAAUAAGUGAAAUUGAAGAUAUAUUCCACUAACUAAACUUGAGAAAAAGAAAAAGUAUAAUAUCGUAUUAGAGAAGAAAGUCAGAAAUGACUAUACAUGUAUGAAUAAAGGAAACCUUAUGAAUAUUUAAAGAAAAAAGGAGAAUCAACAAUACUGCCAGUAUCUUCAAAGAAAACCUCUCGUGACUUCCACCGCAGGGCGUAUUCAACUAUCACGAUAGAUGAACUCCAUUCGUAAAGCCUUGUGUUACAUUGUCGAUCAAGUAGAUGAUGACAUCAUGGUGCAGCAUUGCCGAUUGAGAGAUUCGUGGACAACGAAAGUAGUGUCGGUUAAAUAUCGAUGAGCUCUUUGCACUUGACACCAUUGUCUGUUUGUUCAAUGUAUUGAACCUAUCAAUAGUUUUGUGCUCGUCUACACAAUAACAAAAAAAAAAAAAAGAAAGAGACAAAAAAAACAUUACUUAUUUUUACGACACAGCUAACUGAGAAACGUGUUUUUAUACGAUCUCGCGUAUAUUAUUUAAGAAUAUAAACGAAUGAACACGUAUGAUAGCACUGCUCCAACGGUAAAAAAUUGGUUGAUUGAAAAUUUAUGCAGAAUUAUUUUUAAUUAUUAUAUUUUUGUAAAAGCAUCGAUCGUUCGAAUCCUAAUGAAUUCGUCAUUUGAAAAGAUUUUUAAAAGGAUCGACGGAAACGGUUUGUUCUGAUCAAUCUUUUUUUGAUCAAUCUUAUCGGCAAAGGCGGUGCGUAAUUUUGACGCUGGAUAAGAAGAAAAAGGUACAUCAGGAAGAAUGGUUUCGAGAUAUGGCGUCUCUAAGGAGGGCGCAGUGGGUGUAGCCGUAGGUGUAGGACCUAUGCACUGUCUCUUGCCACAUUGUGGAGGGCCCCAUCACCAUCAUCAUCUUUCGGCCCCCCACCCACAAAAUCCACAGCCAGGUCAUAAUCACCACGUGCAUCCGGCCCAUCAGCCACCACCCUCGCCGAGUCCCCACUUGAAUCAUCAGCUGAGCCAUCAUCAGUUGACAGUUAACAUUAACCAUCUGAGUCAUCAGCAGCAACAGCAGCAACAAACCCAGCAUCAACAAGCACCGCCACAAUAUCGCGUCGUUACUGCAAAUGCUAGAUCAGAUUUUCAUGUGUCUGGUCAAAAUUACGGCACCCAACCAGGGGGCCAGGUGGGUGGGGGAGGGGGUAGUGUAGGAGUACCUGGGGGCAGAGGACCUCCACCACUCGGUGGCUUACAGUCCAUUGGACAAUCAGCAGCAGGUAUUCCACCAGGAGGUCCUGCUGGAGGGCAAGCACCACCACAAACCCCUGCACCGGGGGUACAAUCACAACCGCCGCAAGGUCCGGCUCCAACUACGACACCUCCUGUACAUACUCCAUCACCGCAGGAAAUGGGAAAACAGGCCCAUAUGCAACCUCAACCACAGCCUCUAUCUCAAGUAUAUGGGCCAACGCAAACAAGGCCAUCAUCCCAAGGUUAUUACCAGGGUCCUAGGCCACAACAGCCAAGAGGCAUCAGCCACAGAGGGGGUCAAGGGGGUACUAGUGCACAAGUAGUUGGAAUGUCUGGAGUUGGUGGAAGUGGAGGUCAACCAACUGCAAUAUAUCAUACGAGUGGUUUGCCAGUUCAAACUGGAGCAAUAUACCAAGUACCACAUCAGAUCCCCCAUCAGCAAUCCUUAUACACAAUGAACAAUCAAAUGCCCCUUCAGUUUGGCGCUCCACCCCAAAGACAUCCUACACAUCAAAAUCAGUCAUAUUUCCAACCAUUUCAACAUAAUGCAAUUUUAACACAAAGCAUGUUUGGAUAUGGUGCACCUGCACCAACUCCUCAACCUUAUUACUGGCCUACAGGCCAACCAAAUACACCACUAAGUUUAAGUAGAGCAGGUGCAAGCGCUGUCACUGGUGGGGCUCAACAUGUUGCAGGCCCGCUGGCCGGUGCCCAAGGAGCCCCAGUAGUACCACAAGGUACACUGCAGCAACCUACGCAACAAGCUCAGCCUUUACCCCCCAUGGGUAUAUCUCUUUCUCAGACUGAUAUGUACUCAGGUCAUAAUGGUGGUGCAACAAGUGCGUCAAAUAGUACGACAAAAUCUCGGAAACCAAGAGGACAAAAUGCUAUUACUGAUAUCGUAGAUCCGACGACUGGUAAAAAUAUAAGUCAUGAGAUUUACAAAGAUAAUGAAACUAUUCAAAGUGGUGAAUCCAGCAAUCGUGAUACACCUCAGCCACAAAAUAAUGACGUCGAAGUGCAAGCCGACUUUGCAGCCCGGGUUGCAAAAACACUUGUGAAAGUCGCGACCGAAGAGUCCAAUUCCGACUCAACGGUACCGACUUGUGUACCAAACACAUCUACAUCUCAAAAUGUAACACAAAGUUUAUCUAAUUCUCAAACAAAUUCUACUAAUGAUGUGAAUAAUCAGUGUAGUACCAGUUCACCUACAACACAAAAUGUACCUAACGUAACCGCGUUAUGUAGUCAAUCGUUAGGUACCACUAGUAACGUGUCUCAAAUAGACUCGUGUGCAAUGAAAACAGAGUCGAAACCAUUACAAAUUCCUGUGAAGGAAUUUCAACCUCGAAGCGAUUCGAAAAGUGGAGUCAUCGAGGAACUACCAUUAGCUAUAUCGCGUAACGUAAACAAGGAUGAUAUUUCUGCGCAGUUACCCGCAAUGAUUGUAACUGAAGUUGAAGUGAAGAGUACGAGUGCCACAUCUAUCGUAACACAGACAUCAGUUCCCAUUGUGACUAUACCAAGUACGAACGUUCCGGAGGUCCCUAAACCGUCCACCACUGCCCCAAGUGCUAAUCCUGUUCCUGCCAGAGAACCGUUCCCAAAUUUAUCCAAUAAAAAUUCAUCGAGUUCACCGCCUAGAAGAAAAUCUCAGACUCACACCCACAAUCAAUCCACUGCUACUGCUACUAUUUCUGCUGCUGCAACUGAGUUUCCUUCAAGUGCCAAAGAACAAAAAGAUAAAAAGACAAGGGAAAAGAGUCUUAGUUCUAGAGGUACUACUCCUACACCUGCUCAUAAUCAAACAGAUCAUCACUUGAAAACCAAUGGAGAUGCGUCUGGUGAUAAACCGGAAUCCGAUCCUGUUCGAACUGAAAUUCAACAACAAAAAUCAUCUGAUGGUAAAGCUAUGCAGAAGCAGAAGAGUAAAAACAGGCUCAAACCCCGUGAACUUAAUCGGAAAGGAGCGGAGAAAGAAGGUACAGAUAUGGAUGCUUUCGUAAACACGGUACCUCCGGCAAAACCUGAAAUAAAACAAGACAACAAAGAUCCUUUAACACCGAAGGACAGUAAUAAGGAAGGAAAUCGUGAAAUUAUAAAAGAUAACAAGGAUAAAGAUAAUUACGAACCAAAAAAAGAGAAGGAAACUAGUUCCGAUCAUAUAAAGGAAAGGGCGGAGAAACAAACACCCGUGUCACCAGAUAGCCUAAAACAAAGUUUUCUCAUAGAAACACCUGCUAUAGAAAAACUGCCAAGCAACAAAGAAACUAUAAAGGAAUCUUCCUCUAAGACCGACGAUAACAAAACAUCGAACGCAUGUAAUAUGCAAUCAAAAUCAGUUCCUAAUGAUGUUGUUGAUCAUGUGAAAGUGAAAGAAGAGUCCGAUGUACAAGCAAUAGUAGCACAAAAGAAUGAAGAAAAUUCAAAAGUAUCGUCGUUUCGAACGGUUAACGAAGAUAAGCCGCAAACAUCUCCGGUUAUUGAAAAAACAACCGAAAGCGAAGCUCCGGUUCAAACUGAAAUCACAUCGGUUACAAAUCAAAUACAAUUGAAAUAUAAAUAUAAGGAGGACCAGUGGAGCCCUAUAAAUAAAAGCGGUAAAAAGAUUUAUGAUCGUGAGUUUUUAAUAAAACUACAGGAUGAUCCCAAUAGCAAAAUCAAACCGUCUAAUUUACCAGAUUUAGACGUUGUUUUGAAAGAUAGUUCAAAGGCAAGGAAUAAUGUUGAACUUAGGUUAUUUAAAGAUACAAAUAUCAAUAGACAUGAUGUUUUAUUCCCUGGAUUCAUAAAACCGUUAAACGCAAAUAACCGAGCGCUACCACCGAAUCGGAAAAGCAAUCCAGGGAAGUCGUCCAAGCCAACAAAGCCAAAUGUAAUUCAUGUAUCUUUAUCCUUGAGGGAAGACGUAAAAUUAAGGGAAACUGAAAAUGCAUGGAGACCAACAAGAUUGAAAAGCUUGAAUCUUAGUGAAGAAGAAGCUAAAUCGGAAGCUCUUUACAAGAGAGUUAGAAGUGUACUAAAUAAACUCACACCACAGAAAUUCAAUACCUUAGUCGAUCAGGUUCGUACAUUAACCAUCGACACUCCGGAACGACUGCAGGGCGUCAUCAAUUUAGUCUUCGAGAAGGCUGUGGAUGAACCAAGCUUUUCUGUAGCAUAUGCAUUAAUGUGCAAAGAACUUGCUGUAAUGGAAGUCUCAGGUUCAGAUAAAAAUUCGGACAAACAAGAAUGCUCGUAUACCUUCAAGAAACUCAUUAUUAAUCGUUGCCAAAAGGAAUUCGAAAGAAAUCCAGUAAACGAGGUGGCAAGAGCUGCUAAGCUUAAAGAAAUAGAAGAAUGUACUGAUCCUGAGAAGAAAAAAGAUUUACAAUUGCAAUUUGAAGAUGAAGAACGAAAAACACGUAUAAAAUCAGUAGGAAAUAUACGAUUUAUUGGCGAAUUGUAUAAACAAGGAAUGUUAACAACUAAAAUCAUGCAUCGUUGCACAAAGGAGUUGUUAAUUCAGAGUGAUGAAGAUAGUCUUGAAUGUUUAUGCAAGUUGUUAACAACAGUCGGAAAAGAUUUAGAGUCAAAAGUGUCUGCAGAAGAAAUGCAAGAUUAUUUCAAUAAAAUGCAAGAUAUCGUUGCACGACGGGGGCAUGGAAAAAUUAGCUCUAGAAUUCGUUUUAUGCUGCAAGAUGUAAUAGAUUUAAGAGCAAAUAGCUGGAUUCCAAGGAGAGAUGAUAGUAAUCCUAAAACAAUAGAUCAAAUUCAAAAGGAAGCUGAUUCUGAGAGAUUAGAUAGCCAAUUGAGUAAUACUCCUUUGAGUACACCUCGAAAAGAUGAACGUACUAGUGAUAGAAAAAGGAAUCGUGGUGUUGGUCCCACUGAUGAUGGUGGUUGGAGUCAACCUGUUGUCAGAACAAGGCAACCAUAUUCUGUUGAGACAGCUAAGCUUAAAAAUAAACCUCCUCCAAUGGAUGAUUUACAAUUAGGAAGCAGAAAUAUGUAUAUGUGGAAAACGCCUUCGAGUUGUGGCUCAAAGGCAAUAAAUUCAAAUAAAUUUGCAUGCUUAGAAAAUGUAUCGAACUUAGAUCAAGAUAAACGAAAAACGUCUCCACAACUCUCUGGAUCAAGGUCUACUGGACCAAGAGAGUAUGGUCGUGACUACAAACCUUCCUAUGAUGGUAGGAGUUCACGCAAUGGUAGUCAUCAAUUAAGCAGUUCGUCGUCGAGUAGAGACAAUUCUUUAUUAGAUAACUCACAAGGUCAAAGCGUUUCUAUGCCACCGCCAUCGUUAAAAUCGUCCACACAAUCUACCUCUAGCAGUCAUAAACCUCAGAUGUCAGAAGAAGAAUUUAUGAAAACGUUAAACAAAAUAAUGAAAGACUAUCUCAAAAAUCCUAUCAUUGAAAAAGUUUCGUUGGCAAUUCAACAGAACUUCGAUAACACAUUAACAAAAUUCGUACGUGAAUUGAUCAACUUUGUUCUUGAAAAGUCACCUCUCGACAGAGAAUGCAUAUCGUAUCUUUUGUCGCAUUUAAUUACUCAAAAAAUUUUACCUAUAUCACAUCUAAGAAACGGAUUCAUUGAAAUAUUGGAAUUAGUUGAUGAUCUUGUACUCGAUAUACCCAAAGUUUGGUUAUAUCUAGCAGAGAUAUUAUCACAUCCAAUAGAAGAGGAGAUAGUCCCCCUAACCGAGUUGAAACCUAUAUUUGAUAGUUUAAGAACUCGGGGAUAUGUAGGCAAAUUCCUUGGGGAAUUAUUAUCGAAAAUAUCCCGAGAUAAAGGACAUAAAUGGAUUGCAGAUAAAUGGGACCAAAGUGGACUUAAGUUGAGUAAUGUAAUUGAUACAGAACUUGAAGAAGUUGACAAAAUCAUUAAAGAUUAUAACCUGGAGUUCUGCACUGGUGAUUAUAAUAGUGCCAAAAGCUCAACUAGUAAUCAACCCACAAUGCAGCAAAUUCAUGAUGAACUUAGGAGACUAAUGAAAGAAAGUAGCUUCGAUGAAAUUUGUGGGUGGAUAAUUGUACAUGUAGGUAAUCGGGUCAAAGAACCAAGUUUCAUACGCAUCUUAACUACUGCCAUUUUAGAGACGUCCAUGGAACCAGUGAAUAGCAGGUGGUGUCUAAACAGUGAGGCUUUUAUUAAUUUACAACAAUUAAUUCGCCGAUUCGUCGAUGCAAAUGAAUCUUUAGAAUUGCAAUGUCUUUAUGCAAUCCAGCUUCAUUUACACAAUCUACAAUAUCCGCACGGAACUCUGUUCAACAUUAUGACGAAUUUGUCGGAUUAUAACAUAAUUUCAAGCGACGCGUUCCUAACGUGGAAAAAGAGUCCUGAACCAGCCCAGCGUGAAUGGCAUGGAGUCGCGACGAUGGCGCUGACUUCGUUUUUCACUGGUUUACAAGAAGCUGAUGAUGCUUCCAGUGUAGAAGACGUAUCAACUAGCGUCAGCCAAGAACGUUGUUGACGAUACCGUGAUCGAGUACAUUAUCGUCUAUUAAAAAGACUUAAAUAUAUGUUUCCUCGUUAAAAAAAACUACGCGAAGUGAAAUCAAAUUGCAGUUUUUUAAAGGAAAACAUCAUAUGUAUUGAAAGAAUACAAAAAGUGAUGUGCGCGUGUGCAUGUAUUAUAGUAUAGAACUUCAAAGAACAAGAAGUGACAGAUAAUAAAGGUUAUCACAAAAACGGACACAAUAGCUGAGACCGCUAUACAUAAUGAAGAUAAAGAUUAAUUAUUAAUUAUGAUACAGAAGUAAAUACAAGAUAAUUAUUAUAUAUAAUUCAUUGAAAUGGUUUAAAGUUUAAAUAAAGCAAAAAAAAAACACUCAAGGACAUUAUCGUAUUUCUUAUGUGUUGCGAUGUCACUGCAGCUUGUCAAUCGCCAAAUAAAUUGAAUAUUACGUACAAUUUUUCUUUUUCGCUUUAUAUUGGAAACUCGAAAAAGCUAUAUUCAAUUUCAUCAAAAGAUAUUCGCAAAACAGCCGGUACUUGCUAUGUGCAAAGUAGAUAAAAAAUUAAAAAUCAGAUGUGUAUAAGUAGAUCAAUUUUAAGUAAAUUAUAUUUGAGACAUAUGCAAAAGAAAACUAUUGAUAACCAAGCCUGACGCAAGGGUAAUGGUUCUUUCUACGAUUAUAACAAAUAUAACAAUUACUAAUUUAUAUCUUGCGAACUUAUAAUGUAUUCAACCAUGUGAAGAAAAAUAUACAUUCACAACUAAAAGUGAAUGAAAGUGAACGCUAAAACAUAACAUUACGAACCAUGUUGUGAUUCGGCGCGAUAUGUUUCGUAAUGCAAAAUAUGCUGAAACUAG
Molecule: messenger RNA, 8777 nt
Organism: Bombus impatiens (common eastern bumble bee)
Lineage: Eukaryota; Metazoa; Arthropoda; Insecta; Hymenoptera; Apidae
Gene: Eif4g
Product: eukaryotic translation initiation factor 4 gamma 3
Exons: 25
Coding region: 2034-7934 (1966 amino acids)
Cellular component (GO): eukaryotic translation initiation factor 4F complex
Molecular function (GO): mRNA binding; protein binding; translation initiation factor activity
Source: RefSeq, a predicted model, not a curated record